AUGGGCUAUGUCCUCUUUCAUCUCACCGUCAUCGGCCUCAAGAAGUUUGUGCCCACCCUCUUCCUCAACCUCCGAUUUGUGGCGUACUUGAUGCAGAGCGUCAUCUUGUUAGUUCUGGGCAUGUUCGUGCAACCUCACCUGCCCAAGCAACUUGAGUCAACCUACGGCCUCUUCAUCUCUUGGUCUGGUCGUGCGCUGAUCAUGUUCACCUCCAAGGCCAUGCAGAUCAAGAUGUACUCUCGCCCUGCCGCCAUGAAGGUGCUGAUGUUGAUCAUCAGCGUGGUGAGCUACGCGUUGGCCGGCGUCAUCGUCUACUCCCUCUAUCGCGAGAACCUCACCGUGGGCCUGUCCAGCUAUCUGUCGAUCAUCUGCACCGUGCUGGUGGGGCUGACGGUGGCCAACGUCAUCAUCGAGGAGGCCAUCAUCACCGACAUCGCCCUCGUCUCGCUCUUCCUCGCCUUCUUUGCGCGGGUCACCAUCACCGAGGCCCUCAGCACCUCCGGACUCGAAUCACUUGAUGGAGAGCCGUUUCUUACGUCGCUCAUCGGAAUGACGACGUUCAACAACGUGAACCACCUGCUGUCGGUCGACUUCCUCAUCUCGUCGGUCAUCGCCAUGAUCACCCUCAUCAGUCUUCCGUUCCCGCUACCUCUCGAUGACGACAGCUGGCUCUUGAGCAUUGACAAGUCGGGCGACGAGCAUGCCAACGACCCCAACAUCAGCAUUCGACCAAACGUGUUUGCCGCGGGCGCCAUCAUGAUGUUCACUCAGCUCAUCCUGACCACGACCGGUAACAUCGAGCCGGUGGCGGUCUGGUGGCGACUCGUGGCGUCGGGCGUGACGGUGCUCUACUACAGCUACAAGCUCAUCGCCAGCUCGCAACAUUUCCACACCGACUAA
This is a messenger RNA of Acanthamoeba castellanii str. Neff, 900 nucleotides long. RefSeq lists its product as uncharacterized. The record is from RefSeq and is a predicted model, not a curated record. NCBI's taxonomy places the organism in Eukaryota, Discosea, Longamoebia, Acanthamoebidae. The transcript has 7 exons. The coding region runs from base 1 to 900 and encodes 299 amino acids.